AUGGAGGGUAAUAAGAUUGUCGGACAUCAAAAAAUUCCCAUGGAAAAAAUAGAAAAUGAAGCUGCUCGAUAUGCCUCAUUUUUAGAACAUCGAUUGAGUUUAUAUAAGUUGGCUGGUGAUCUCGUUCAACAACAUGAUGUUGAUAUAGGAAUAGUUCUUUCUUCUCCGACGAAUAAGCCUUGCUCAUUUUUUCAUCCAACUGUUGAAGUAGUUUCUCAGCGUUUGAUGAAUCCAAAUGUAGAAUUAGGUGACACAACAAAACUUGCUGCAACAUGUGUUCGAAACAAUGUGAAUGAAAUAGAAUAUAAACUAGCAGAGUUGAAAAUUAGGGAAGAUGUUGCAAGCAAGCAAAGCGUUAUACUUGACCAAGCCAAAGAGAUGAGAAAAAUUGGUUGGUGGGAGGAUGUAGAAAAACUCAAAACUGAUGAGGUGACUCAGUUUGAAGCUUGGCUAGAUGUUGCUGAUUUUAACAUGAAAAAUCGUCUGAAACAAUUGGAAAAUGAAGUUGCAUCUAAUGCUUCAUAA
This is a messenger RNA of Solanum stenotomum, 525 nucleotides long. RefSeq names its product agamous-like MADS-box protein AGL61. The transcript has a single exon. Gene Ontology annotation, molecular function: DNA binding; protein dimerization activity. The coding region runs from base 1 to 525 and encodes 174 amino acids. The record is from RefSeq and is a predicted model, not a curated record. Lineage: Eukaryota; Viridiplantae; Streptophyta; Magnoliopsida; Solanales; Solanaceae.